Messenger RNA from Mucor velutinosus, 1665 nucleotides. RefSeq lists its product as uncharacterized. The record is from RefSeq and is a predicted model, not a curated record. The transcript is spliced from 6 exons. Lineage: Eukaryota; Fungi; Mucoromycota; Mucoromycetes; Mucorales; Mucoraceae. Bases 1 to 1665 code for a protein of 554 amino acids. Gene Ontology annotation, molecular function: propionyl-CoA carboxylase activity.
AUGACAAAUACCAAAGACAGAAUCCAAUCAAUUGCAAAUCAUUUGGAUCCUACCAACUCGACCAAGGAUGAAGCUCUUGAGAAAUCAGAGUGGAAAAAUGAAAUUCUCGAAAUCAGACGUCGUCAAAAACAGAAUCGCACAGCUGAUACCAACGACAGAGGAUACAUCCGGCAGAAAACAACUGGCAAAUUAUGGGUGCGUGAACGUAUUGAUGCCUUCCUCGACCAUGACAGUUUCCUUGAAGUGGGAAGUGUUGCUGGCAAUACAAAAUACAACAAAGAUGGCAGCGUCGAAAGUUAUACAGCUGCCAAUUUCGUUGCCGGCAAAGGCAAAGUCGAGAAUAGAGAUGUGAUUGUGGCUGCUGAUGAUUUUGCUAUUCGUGGUGGUCAUGCAGAUGGUGCCGUGUGGGGCAAAUCGUUGUACGCAGAGCAAUUGGCUCGUAAAUUAAAGAUCCCAAUGGUCCGUUUGAUUGACGGCAGUUCCGGAGGUGGAUCUGUUACUCUUAUGCUGGAGAAAGGGGCUACUUACUUACCACCUUUAUUUGGCAUGCAUGAUAUGAUUGGCAGUUUGUCUGAAAUCCCUGUGUGUGCAGCUGCUUUGGGACCUGCAGUAGGCCUGGGAGCUGCUCGAGCAACAUUGACUCAUUUUUCGGUUGUUGCAAACGACAUUGGCUCUUUAUUUGCUGCUGGGCCGCCCAUUGUAGCCAACGCUACUUUUGAGACAGUAUCCAAAGAGUCGCUUGGUGGCGCCUUGAUCCAUACAGCCAAUGGCACAAUUGACAAUCUGGCAUCCAAUGAACAAGAUUGUUUCAAUCAAAUCCGUCGAUUUUUGAGCUACAUGCCUACCAACAACUUUGAACUACCACCAUACGUAGCCACUGAUGACUCUUGUAAUCGUAGAGAUGAUGAAUUGCUGUCUAUUAUACCCAAGCGUCGUCAAAGAAUGUACCAGGUUCGAGAUAUCCUUACACGUGUUGUUGAUCAUAAUUCGUGGUUCGAAAUUGGGUCUCGUUGGGGAGAUGGUGCUGUCUGUGGUUUAGCCAGAAUGCAUGGCCAUGUUGUUGGUAUCAUCACAUUCGACUGUACGUUGAAGGGAAGUGUUAUUUCUGCUUCUAGCUGCCAUAAGUUCCGUAGACACAUUGAUUUGUGUGAUACAUUCGGUAUUCCCAUUCUCAAUUUUGCAGAUUACGCUGGUUUUGCUGUGGGUACAUUGGCUGAAAAGGAAGCCACUAUUCGCUAUGGUUCCACACUCACAGCUGCUCUGUAUCAAUGCGAUGUACCUUAUUUCAGCGUUGUUUUACGUAAAGUAUUUGGUGUAGCAGGUGCCGCUUUUGUAGACAACCGAGUUCCUAAUAUGCGAAUUGCAUGGCCCAGUGGUGAUUGGGGCAGUCUACCCUUAGAAGGUGGCAUUUAUGCUGCCUAUCGUCGUGAACUGGAUGAGGCAGGGGAUAAACGCAAUGAACUGUACGAAAAGAUCAUGGCUCAAUUUGAAGCCGUCAGAUCGCCUUUACGUACAGCCGAGUUGUUUGAUAUGCCUGAAAUCAUCGAUCCUCGAGAUACAAGACCAGUGUUAUGUCAAUGGGUGAAAAUGAUGUACGAUCAUGUGUUGCCACAAAGAUUGGAGAGAACCAAGAUUCAAGGACCUCGUAUUUUGUAUCGCCCAUAG